Molecule: messenger RNA, 626 nt
Organism: Saprolegnia diclina VS20
Lineage: Eukaryota; Oomycota; Saprolegniomycetes; Saprolegniales; Saprolegniaceae
Exons: 4
Coding region: 186-587 (133 amino acids)
Cellular component (GO): endomembrane system
Source: RefSeq, a predicted model, not a curated record
CACUCAAGGCUGCCGGACCAUCAAGAGGCUUCAUCAUGAGCAGGAAGCACAGCAUGCAUCGGCAGUCGACCCCGGUCCGGUCAGGCGCCCAUGAGAGUUACCUCGGUCUCGUCGUCGUUCUCGCUCUGGAACAUCGCGUCUUCCGUCGAGCUUAAAAUAGAAGUCAUUUCAAACCAGUGACGACGAUGAGCAGCAGCAGCAAGCCGCAGCAGUCGGCGUCGAUGGAGGAGGUCGAACUCGAGAAGGGCGAGGAAGCGCGCGACGAGGCGGCGCCGUCGACGGCCAACACGGGCUACGAGAGCCGCGCCGCGAGUCGCUUCUGGUGGGUGCCCGACAUCAAGCUCGACCCGCGCGUGCCCGUCAAGACCACGAUCGUCGCCGUGACGCUGCUGACGGCCGGCGUCGGACUGCUUCUAUGGGGCAUCGUGCUCGCCGCCGAAGGCAAGGGCCUCGGCCACCUCUUCCUCGGCUUUAUGACGGCGACGCCCGGUGCGUAUGCGACUGUGCAGCUCUACGGCGCGUACCGAGGCUGGCGAGGCUACGCCUUCGAAAACAUCCCUUCCUACGACACCUCGAAUCCGUCUUAAUCUGUAGUACACACUUGCCCAUCUACGCUCUAUCCUCGC